This is a messenger RNA of Trypanosoma brucei brucei TREU927, 3051 nucleotides long. RefSeq lists its product as hypothetical. The record is from RefSeq and is a predicted model, not a curated record. The transcript has a single exon. The coding region runs from base 1 to 3051 and encodes 1016 amino acids. Lineage: Eukaryota; Euglenozoa; Kinetoplastea; Trypanosomatida; Trypanosomatidae.
AUGUUCUUGUCUCGGUGUUUUUUGUUAUAUGCACUAUUUAAUUCGGUGGUUCAUCCCAACAUUGUGAGGUGCAAAGAUGGAGAUACAUUUGUUCUUCCUCUUCUUUUUCUCUUCCUUGGUUGCUAUACGUACUGUGUUUUUUUGUUAUUAUUAUCGUGUCGGGACACUUUGCACCUCAAAAAGGGAAGGUGCGGGAGAAGCACAUUUCGUGUUGCGCAGAUGAUAGACACAAAGCAGUUGUGCUCCAAACUCGAUGGUGUGCUUCAUCGAUUCACCACCCAUGGGAAAGGUGAGGACCUCGCCAAUUGUGAGGAUAUGCUAUCAGAUAUUAAAAUCGCCACAAGUGCGGUUGAGGGGGCAGCCGCAAAUCAAAGCAGUGAUUCUCCGCUCCCAGUGAAGGUGCUGGAAGAACUGCGACUUCUCGGAAGCGCAUGUUGGAACGUCACAAUGCGGUGCACGGACCACAGUAGAGAGCAUGAGCGAAGACUGAAGGUAGCGUUGCGUGAGUUUGCGACUAGGUCGUUCCUUCUUGGUAAUUUUGUGUACUCGGAGGAGAGUGUUCGACACAGUUACUUUACUCACCAUCCAAGGGAAGCAGAGCAAUGCAUACUAAUGUGUCUGAAGACGUCGCGUGACCUCUCUCUGAAUCAUAUGCCAGAGGGUUCUAAGGCACUUCUUGCCGCUGUUGAAACCAUCGUUCCCCACAUACCACCCGGAGUAGUACAACGGUUGCCACACCUCAAACACCGUAAUUUGAGUUGGGAAUUUGAAUACACAAAGAUGGAGGUGAUGUGGAACCUCGGGCACCUGUUUGAGUCGUCACAGUCAUGUGAAAGGCUUGCGCAAAUGCUGUUGCGAGACAACACGCUUCACCGCACUUUGCUCGAGACAUUCUUCCACUUCGUUUUCACGGUAGGCAGUGCUGAGGUGGAGCCUCCAAAUGAGUGUUUCAUACGCGACAUGCUUAUGUCUUCGAUUAACGUUCAAAAUUACCUCAAAGAGAAUGGAGGAAGUGACGCACCCUGCCGCCUGCCAAUGCUUCGUGGGGCAACGCUAGAGCAGAUGGCGUUAUCGUGGCUCCGGGAAGGGAACGCGUCAGAAGCGGUUCGUUGGGCGGUGGAGGCAGACUCCGCACUGCAAUCCAAUACAUCCGCUUUAUUGCGUCUAAAAGCUACCGCAGCAGCAGGUAUGGAAAAGGAGGCGUCUGUUCAACUCCGCGAAUAUGUCCAGAGACUCGACGUCACCGUCGAUGACGCGGUGGCUGUCUGUUUUGACUUUCAGAAGCUGUUCACAACAAUGGAAAGCGGUUCAGUCGAAAGCAUGCAGUUACUACAGAACAGGACCAAGGGCACUUCGGCUGCCGAGGGUGUCACGUUUCGACUUGUUCAGCUCCUCCUUCACAGUAAAGAUACCGAGUCUUGUCGUUCCGCCCUGCAAAUAAUGCGAAAUGAGUGUUUGGACUUCGAGGAUCCGAAAUAUCGACGCUAUUGCUUUAAAUGGCUCUGGGAACUUAGCGACAACGCAGAAUUUAGCCACGGAGAGGCAGUGGAAAGUCUUGAGGCAGCGAUCCGCCUUGCAGAUUGUGCAAGCGACUCUGAGAUCAAUGCUCUGCAGCUUCACCUAUGCACAAAAUAUGUGGAGUCUGUGGAGCAAGGACAGCAAGUGAACAUGCUGGCAAAACCAAAGGACAUUCUGCUUAGGUACACAGAGCGAAAACCACGUUGUGUCUUCGCCCACGCGUUGUUAUUCAAAAUAUUUGUGAUGGAAGGAAGCGAGACAUGCAUGAAAGAGGAAAUACACCAACUGGUGGCAUGUGAACCCUCGGAGUUGGUAAUCCCAGCCUUGUGCACUGCUAUCAACUGCUGCCUAAAGCGGAACUGCCUCAACGUUGCCUCGUUGGCCGCCUUGCAAGCUCUCCUCUCGCCAGUACCCUUCGCAGAUGUCAGGACAGAACUUGAGGUUCUACGGGUGUAUGUCACCACGGCUAUCAAUAGAAGUUGCGCGCACUCUGAUGACGACUUGUACAAACUCACGCAGCGGAUUCAAAACAUUCUCUCGGAGGGCUCUGCCACGCUGAAACUAACACAUGACGAAGUAAUGUGGUGGACGCAAGCUUUCCUUUUACUAGGUUCAGAGUUCACACUCGAAGCUAGCGCCACAAGUAUUGCCUUAUUUCGAGCAGCCGCUUGCAUUGCAGAGCAAGAUCCGUCGCCUAGGGAAGCGGGCACACAGUCACCGUUGUUGGCUGCCAUCUUGUGCAUGUUGGAGGACGAGUUUCGGUUGUUUUCAACAGGUAAUCCACUGAUUGACUUGGCGGAUCUUGAGAAACACCUUAACGCGUGUAGGGAUCUUAUCUCAACAACUUAUACCGCGGAAUGUCGUGUGACAUUUUUGCUGAGUAAGUCUGAGUGGCAUUUGCGUGGCCCAUCGAUCGAAACACCGCAGGAAAUGGAUGAGAUAGUGAGGGAGCUUUCCACUAUCCCUGUGCCGUAUAAUGUUUACGAGGCGCUGGCAGAGGCCGCCACGUUCGAGGCAUCCCGUGUCACAACAGAAUGUUCCUAUUUACGAGAAUUCGCCAUGGGGCUGUUUGCGAAAGCCUCGCUCGACUUAAUGGAAAGAGUUGCGGCUUCCACUGAGGUUCGGGCAGGUGAAGAGGAAGCGGUUGCUGAAACCCUUACAAAGAACCUCUCUUGCCUGUACAAAGCCUUCACUUUGGGAUCCGACAGAAAAGAGCAAAUGUGCGUAGUGCAGCACCUCAUGAGUUUCCUUUCUCUUCCCGUGAUGGGUAUUACCGUCGGCACCUUUCUUGGGCGCUACGGUGCGGUUGGGGAAAGGGGCGUAACCGCCAAUAACUCCUCCGCUUUCGCCCUACUCCUUUUGGAAUAUUUUACGGUCGAGGCGUGGAACAAUUCCGUCUUCUAUCUUCACAUCAACAAUACAGAAAAGCAGGGUGAGUGGGCGCGUGCUGCCUGGGCUCUGGUUGACAUUCUCCCUCCAACACACCGUGUUGUCUCUGCCCUACAUGCGCUGAGAGGGAUCACAGGCUGCUGA